GGCUGGGCAGGGCUGCGGAGGGUGAGGCUGAGGCUACUGCAGAGACAGCAGGAGACAUGGCGGGGCCUGAGAAGGAGCAGAGCUGGGUCCCGCGAAUCUUCAAGAGGAAAACUUGUACGACUUUUGUGGUUGAUCUCAGUGAUCCCGGGGGCAACCGAUGCCAGUGUGGUCGCCGCCGGGAGUUUCACCCUUCUGUGGCCGUGGAAGAUGCCUUCGGAGCUGCUGUGGUCACAGUGUGGGACGGGGAUCACCACACCACAGAACGACCCACUGAUGCCUAUGGAGACGUGGACUUCCAUGGUGCUGGGCGAGGUUUCAGCAAGUUCAUUCGUCUGUCUGACCGCACAGACCCAGCAGCAGCCUACGCCCUGGUCACUCGCACCUGGGGCUUCCCACCCCCCAACCUUGUGGUGUCUGUGCUGGGGGGCUCCGGAGGCCCCAUGUUGCAGCCUUGGAUCAGGGACCUGCUGCGUGGGGGGCUGAUGAGGGCUGCCCACAGCACCGGGGCCUGGAUUGUGACUGAGGGGCUCCACACUGGCAUCGGUCGGCACGUCGGGGUGGCCGUGCAGGACCACAACACGGCGGGUACAGGUUCCGCUAAGGUCGUCGCCAUGGGCGUAGCCCCCUGGGGUGUAGUAAGGAGGAGGGAGGCCCUCAUCAGCCCCAAGGGCCUGUUCCCUGCUCAAUACAAUUGGCGAGGAAAUCUUGAGGAUGAUGCCCAGUACUCCCUGGAUUAUAACUACUCCGCUUUCUUUCUGGUGGAUGAUGGGACUUAUGGACGCUUCGGGGGUGAGACCCGUUUCCGGGCCAAGCUGGAGUCCUACAUCUCCCGGCAAAAGACCGGGGUUGGAGGCACAGGAAUCGACAUCCCUGUUCUUCUUCUCCUCAUUGAUGGAAACGAAAACAUGUUACAGCGUGUGGAAGAUGCCACCAAAGCUCAGCUGCCCUGCCUGCUAGUGGCAGGUUCUGGGGGCGCUGCUGACUGUCUUGCUGAGACGUUGGAGGAAGCGCAGGCUGUGAGGGAGUCCUCCCCCUCCUUUGGAACCCCAAGUGCAAGCAUCAGUGAACGGAUCCGGAGCUUCUUUCCCAACGGUGACCUUGAGGCCAUUGGGGCUCAGAUAGAGAGGAUCAUGACUCGUCGGGAGAUGCUGACGGUGUAUUCUUUUGAUGAUGGUCCUGAGGAGCUUGAGACUGUGGUGCUGAGGGCUCUGGUGAAGGCCUGCGGCAGCUCAGAUGCGUCUGCGUACAUGGAUGAAUUACGUCUGGCCGUGGCCUGGAACCGUGUAGACAUUGCACAGAGCGAGAUAUUCCGAGGGAACAUCCAGUGGCGGUCUUCGCACCUCGAGGUCUCCCUCCAGGAUGCUCUCGUGAACGACCAGCCAGAGUUUGUGCGUCUCCUCAUCUCCCGGGGUCUCAGUCUUGGUCACUUCCUGUCCCCGGCCCGGCUAGCCCAUCUCUAUACAACUGCCCCCUCAGGCUCGCUGGCCCGACACCUGCUGGACCGUGUAGCCCCUGGUCCUGGGGCUGAUGGAGGCCGCAAGGAGAACGCUGCCGCUGGUGUCCUCCCAGCCUCCCCUCUCCGAGAAGUGCACCUGCGGGAUGUGGGGCGUCUUCUUCGCGACCUGCUCGGGGCCGCCUGUGCCCCUCAGUACCGCAAGAGCACUGCGGAGGACAAAUUGGAGCCAGAUCCCGCCGGGGGCCGUCGAGAGAGUAUGUGCCUCCUGAUGGAUUCUACAUGGGACACCACCCUCGGGCAGGCCCCCUGGAUUGACCUGCUGCUCUGGGCCCUGCUUCUGAAUCGGGCUCAGAUGGCUGUGUACUUCUGGGAGAUGGGGAGUAACUCAGUGGCCUGUGCCCUGGGUUCCUGCCUCCUGCUUCGAGUCUUGGCCCGCCUGGAACAUGAGGCUGAGGAGGCUGCCAGGAGAAAGGAGCUAGCCGCCAAAUUUGAGGGGCUUGCCAUGAGUCUGUUCACACAAUGUCACCAUAACAGUGAGUCCCGAGCCACUCGCCUGCUCCUACACCGGUCCCCACUCUGGGGGGGUGCUACCUGCCUCCAACUGGCAACGCAAGGUGAUGCCAGGGCCUUCUUUGCCCAGGAUGGGGUGCAGUCCCUGCUGACUGACAAGUGGUGGGGAGAGAUGGACAGCAGCACACCCGUUUGGGCCCUGGUCCUCACCUUCUUCUGCCCCCCGUUCAUCUACACCAACCUGAUCACUUUUAGACCCAUUGAUGAGGAGCUGCUGAAGAGAGAGCAGUGGGGGCCGAAUGUGGAUGGCGUCAAUGGCGAUGGCCCCUCAGGGCAGGCCGACAUCCCGGAGAAGCCGGGGACCAGGAUGUCAUUCCAGGCGCAGGAGCGCAGCUGGUGCCCAGGCCAGCGGCAGUGGGCCCAGUACCUCCGUCGCUGGUCCCGGUUCUGGGGGGCUCCGGUGACAAUCUUCCUGGGCAACGUGGUCAGUUACCUCCUGUUCCUUCUGCUCUUUGCCCGGGUUCUCCUGCUGGACAUCCAACCCAAAUCACCCACAUCACCCACUGCCCUUGAGUAUCUGCUCUACCUCUGGGUCUUCACCUUGUUGUGUGAGGAAAUUCGACAGGGUCUGUCGGGGGGCUGGGGAAACCUUGGGGUUAGCACACCCCAAGAGCCUGGGAAGCUGCCUCUGAGUCGGAGGCUGGGCCUUUACCUCGCUGACACCUGGAACCAGUGUGACCUCGUUGCCCUCGGCCUCUUCCUGCUGGGUAUCAGCUGCAGGCUAACGGUAGAGCUGUACCAACUGGGCCGGGCGGUGCUCUGCCUGGACUUCAUGGUCUUCACCCUCCGCCUGCUGCACAUCUUCACGGUCAAUAAGCAGCUCGGACCCAAGAUCGUGAUUGUGCACAAGAUGAUGAAGGAUGUCUUCUUCUUCCUCUUCUUUCUGGGGGUGUGGCUCGUGGCCUAUGGGGUGGCCACCGAGGGGCUGCUCCGGCCCCAGGACCGUGACCUGCCGGCUAUCCUGAGACGGGUUUUUUACCGGCCCUACCUGCAGAUCUUUGGCCAGGUCUCCCAGGGAGACAUGGAUGUGACCCUGAUGCAGCUGGAGAACUGUUCCACGGAGCUCGGCACGUGGGCCCAGCCUCCAGGGUCCCCCUCGGGCUCCUGUGUCUCCAUUUAUGCCAACUGGCUGGUGUUGCUGCUUCUGGUCAUCUUCCUGCUGGUGGCCAAUGUGCUUCUGCUCAACCUUCUCAUCGCCAUGUUCAGUUACACCUUUGGAAAGGUGCAGGGAAACAGUGACCAGUAUUGGAAGUUUCAGCGCUACGGGCUGAUCCGAGAGUUCCACAACCGCCCAGCACUGGCCCCACCCCUCAUCAUCAUCUCCCACAUCCUCCUCCUGAUGAGGCAUCCCUGGCGCAGUCUCGGAGGGCGGAUCCCCCCCUCAGCAGAGGACUUCAGGCUGCACCUGUCCAACAAGACAGAGCAGAUGUUGCUAACGUGGGAGUCGGUGCAGAAGGAGAACUUCCUCCUCAGGCAAGCCCGGGACAAGAGGGAGAGUGAUUCGGAGAGGCUCCGGAGAACAUCCCAGAAGGUAGACACAGCCCUGAAGCAUCUGGGUCAAAUUCGGAUUUAUGAGCAGCGUCUGGCGGGGCUGGAGCAGGAGGUCCGUCACUGCAGCCAACUCCUUAGCAGGGUGGUUGAGGUGCUGAGUCACUCGGAGCUGAUCUCACCAGGGAAGACACCCCCGCUCAACCCCUGAAAGAAUGAGCCCUUGAGGCUGGACACCAAAGGACUCCCAUCCCCCCUUGAAAUACUGGACUCAGGGAUAUCCUUCUGUCCCCCCAGUCCAACCUAUCAGGGACAAUCUCCAUCUUCAGGCCUCCUGUCUAAAAGGACUCUUCCCAUUCCUAGGGGCCUCCCCGGGUGUGAUCUUUCACUCCCUUGGACCCUCCUUACAGGGCCCAUUCCAAUCCCCAGGAAGAUGGUCACAUUGACAAUAACCCCAUCACCAGGUGCCUCCCCCAUCCCCAGUGGUCGAUUUAAAGUGACCCCUGCCCCAGGCAACAAGAUCCAAGCCCAAGGUUCAAGUCUAAAGAUGACAAAGAGGCCUUCAGGCCACCCUGGACUGUGGGGAUCACCUCAGGGAACUAGGGCCUGGGACAGAGCCAGGGAUUCUGUCUCUCCCCCCAGUGUCUAAAAUCUGCAAAGGCUGUAAAUAAAGACCAAUUUGUAAGAUG
Vombatus ursinus (common wombat) is the source of this 4203-nucleotide messenger RNA. It is a transcript of the gene TRPM4, whose product is annotated as transient receptor potential cation channel subfamily M member 4. The transcript has 25 exons. Lineage: Eukaryota; Metazoa; Chordata; Mammalia; Diprotodontia; Vombatidae. Gene Ontology annotation, molecular function: calcium-activated cation channel activity; ligand-gated calcium channel activity. The record is from RefSeq and is a predicted model, not a curated record. Gene Ontology annotation, biological process: calcium ion transmembrane transport. The coding region runs from base 57 to 3725 and encodes 1222 amino acids. Gene Ontology annotation, cellular component: membrane.